UUCAUAUAUACUUCAAUCGCGAAAACCUAGCUUCAUCUUCGCCAUUAGUACUCUCCGCAGCUGCUUGAAGCUCUCUCCAGUUUCUCGCCGCGAUCCCACUUUCUACAGCAAAGAUGGUUCUAUCCAAUGAUUACGAUUUGCUAAACCCACCGGUUGAGCUCGAGAAGAGGAAGCACAAGCUCAAGCGUCUCGUCCAAUCCCCAAACUCAUUCUUCAUGGAUGUUAAGUGCCAGGGCUGCUUCAACAUAACCACUGUUUUCAGCCACUCCCAAACCGUUGUUGUGUGCGGAAACUGCCAGACGGUGCUCUGCCAACCGACUGGAGGCCGUGCCCGCCUCACCGAGGGCUGCUCCUUCCGAAAAAAGGGUGAUUGAAGAACAUACUCCUAGUCAUGAGGUUUUUUGGUUGGAUGUUUUUUGACAUGUAAUGCUCCUUUUAAGACUUCUUGAACAUAUUCCUUGAGGUUAUGUUAUCCUAGUUUUGAAUUGUGUUACAUUGGCAAAUUAUAACUGACCAGUUUUUAUGUGAUAUUUAUUCACAUUCACUUA
Messenger RNA from Salvia hispanica, 548 nucleotides. RefSeq names its product small ribosomal subunit protein eS27y-like. Gene Ontology annotation, cellular component: ribosome. The record is from RefSeq and is a predicted model, not a curated record. Gene Ontology annotation, molecular function: structural constituent of ribosome. Gene Ontology annotation, biological process: translation. NCBI's taxonomy places the organism in Eukaryota, Viridiplantae, Streptophyta, Magnoliopsida, Lamiales, Lamiaceae.